GCGCAUCUUGCCCUUCUCAAGAUGGCGUUCCUGUUGUGACGCUUGACGCUGACGACGUCGCGCCUGUUCUCUCGACGCGCGGCCGCCGCCGCCUGGUUGGUGUCGGGCUCGCUUGCUCUUUGUCCUCCAUUAGCGCUUGGAUUCCAGGCUUCGGAUUGCACGGCGCAGGCCCGCUGUAGCGCAGCCGCUCUGAGUCUUUUUAAAUUAGGCCUCCUGCAAUGGAAGACCACGGUGUGAAUCAGGCUGAACAUAUGGCCACUAUUGAGGCCCAUGCUGUGGCUCAGCAAGUUCAACAAGUCCAUGUAGCAACUUACACAGAGCACAGCAUGUUAAGUGCAGAUGAGGAUUCUCCAUCAUCUCCUGAAGACAAUUCUUAUGAUGAUUCGGACAUUUUGAACUCCACUGCUACGGAUGAAGUUACUGCUCAUCUUGCUGCUGCAGGCCCAGUGGGAAUGGCUGCAGCUGCUGCUGUCGCAACUGGAAAGAAGAGGAAGCGACCACACAUCUUCGAAUCCAACCCCUCUAUCCGCAAGAGGCAGCAAACCCGCCUGUUGAGGAAACUACGUGCAACUUUAGAUGAAUAUACAACUAGAGUGGGACAACAAGCUAUUGUUCUGUGCAUCUCUCCAUCAAAACCUAAUGCACUGUUUAAGGUAUUUGGUGCCGCACCCCUGGAAAAUGUGGUGAGGAAAUACAAAAGCAUGAUUCUAGAAGACCUGGAAUCUGCUCUGGCAGAACAUGCACCUCCACCCCCUGAAAUCAGCUCAGAACUUCCUCCACUUACUAUUGAUGGGAUCCCUGUUUCCGUGGAUAAGAUGACACAGGCUCAACUGCGAGCAUUUAUCCCCGAAAUGUUAAAGUACUCAACAGGAAGAGGCAAACCAGGCUGGGGAAAAGAAAGCUGUAAGCCAAUCUGGUGGCCGGAUGAUAUUCCUUGGGCCAAUGUACGAAGCGAUGUUCGGACAGAAGAACAGAAACAGAGGGUCUCAUGGACACAAGCAUUAAGAACAAUUGUAAAAAAUUGUUACAAGCAACAUGGCCGGGAAGACCUAUUAUAUGCAUUUGAAGAUCAGCAAUCCCAACAGCAGGCUAUUGCAACUGCAGCUACACAUGGCAUUGCUCAUCUUGUCCCAUCGCAGACAGUGGUUCAGACUAUCAGUAACCCAGAUGGCACUGUUUCUUUAAUACAAUAUUCACAGGUUGGUACAGGAGCUACUGUGGCUACAUUAGCUGAUGCUUCAGAACUUCCGACAACAGUUACAGUAGCUCAGGUCAACUAUUCCACAGUAACUGAUGGGGAGGUUGAACAAAACUGGGCAACGCUCCAAGGGGGGGAAAUGACAAUUCAGACAACGCAAGCAUCAGAAGCCACUCAGGCCGUGGCUUCAUUAGCCGAGGCAGCAGUAGCAGCAUCCCAGGAGAUGCAGCAGGGAGCAACAGUAACUAUGGCACUCAACAGUGAAGCUGCCGCCCAUGCUGUAGCGACUCUUGCAGAGGCAACCCUACAAGGAGGAGGACAGAUUGUGCUUGCUGGAGAGACAGCUGCUGCUGUUGGAGCUCUCACAGGAGUUCAGGAUGCCAAUGGUCUUGUCCAGAUACCAGUGAGCAUGUAUCAGACUGUGGUCACCAGCCUAGCCCAGGGUAACAGACCUGUUCAGGUUGCUAUGGCACCAGUCACAACGAGAAUAGAGAACAGUGUGACAUUGGAUGGACAGGCAGUGGAGGUGGUGACUUUGGAACAGUGACCAUUGUCCUAAAGAUGAACAAUGUCUUUUUAUUCUCUUCCAAGAAGCUCCAAAAUAAACUGGUGCAAUCUGACAGAGCGCAGUAGUUUUGGACUGAGGGAUGUGGGACUUUGAAAGAGCAAAAUAAUUUAAAAAUGACACCAUCAUGCUUUGUGUAUAAACUGUUAUUAUUUUAUUGACAGUUGGUUCUUUUUCUUGAGUUGUUAAACAAUUAUGCUCAUCUGAAGUUUAUUUAUUUCUUGCAUUCAUUUCAGUCUUUAUGAAUUAAAAACUAGCCAAAUGAAGACAGUUCUGGUCAGAUAGGUUAAUAUAAAGACAUUCAAAUGCCUAAAUGUGUGAAAUAUUUUCUGUGCCCAUGGUGCAAACAUUAUGUCUUUAGAUACAUGCAAACCCAUACACUUGAGAAUUUCUCUGUGUAUAUGCUAUGCAUGCACACACAUGUAGUGUGCAUUUAAGAGACGGUGUGAGUGUAGGAAUUUCCCAAAAAGCAACGCCCCAGAAUAAUCAUAACAUAUUUUGCCAAUAAGAACGAGCAAGGCACAGCAGUAGCAUGUUCAGCACUAUUACAAGGUAAUAACAUUAUACACUUAGAUUAAAGGGAUGAGGCAACCUCUGGACAUGUUGUUAUUUUAUGAAGUUUAACAUGAUUUCUUGUUUUUAUAAAUUGAUAUAAACCAAAUCUAUGGUCAUUCUAGCAUGAACGUAAAUCUUCAAUGGUGCUUAGACAACUAUUUAUUUAUCUCUCAUUUUUAGUGUCCCAAUCACCUCUGGAAGUCAGUGACUCAGAACUUGCAAAUUCCAUUCAGGGAAAUGUUAGAUGGUUCUAUUCAUGAAGUCCUUGGAUUAUUUAACGUGUAUGGAAAUUAAUUUACUUGAUUCUCUGCACUGAUGAUUUAAAGUGAGUAGUUCUUCAUUGGUGUCCAGUAACAUCUUCCUCUCUUGUAAGAAUAAAAGUGGCUAUAAGCUGUUUUCUCUGGUCAUUCAAAUUUUUGUGUCUGGAUUUAUCAGUACGGUCAAAUAUUAAACAUAUAAGUUAUUGUAUGCUUUACCCAUACAGUAAUAUAAAAUGAUAAUGCAUUAUGUUUUAGUGAUUAAGCAUGUAAUUGCAUUUGGCCAUUUUGUCUUGAAUUGUUUCUUUAGGUGUUUUUAUUUUUACCAUGGAGAAUGUUUGUAUCAGACUGCCUUGGCCAUCCCUCUUAAAGCAAUGGGUCGUGUAUA
This is a messenger RNA of Erpetoichthys calabaricus (reedfish), 2963 nucleotides long. RefSeq names its product nuclear respiratory factor 1 (gene nrf1). Bases 219 to 1745 code for a protein of 508 amino acids. Gene Ontology annotation, cellular component: nucleus. NCBI's taxonomy places the organism in Eukaryota, Metazoa, Chordata, Cladistia, Polypteriformes, Polypteridae. Gene Ontology annotation, molecular function: RNA polymerase II cis-regulatory region sequence-specific DNA binding; DNA-binding transcription factor activity, RNA polymerase II-specific. Gene Ontology annotation, biological process: regulation of transcription by RNA polymerase II. The transcript has 11 exons. The record is from RefSeq and is a predicted model, not a curated record.